Messenger RNA from Dentiscutata erythropus, 214 nucleotides. The record is from the annotation of a GenBank genome assembly. Lineage: Eukaryota; Fungi; Glomeromycota; Glomeromycetes; Diversisporales; Gigasporaceae.
AUGAUAGAAGAAAGUGCCAGGCGUGAAGCCGAGAAUACUGAACUUAAAACUAAAGACGUACCUUCUAUUGAAGAUAUUUCGCAGUCCUCAGCUUGUUCAGAAUUACCGGUAACCUCUCAGGCCCAAAAAGUUGAUCCUAUAGAAUCACUAUCUACCUCACCGCCCAUUGAGAACCACUCCGAACAGAUAGCAAACACAAUUGCUAUUAUAUCUA